Messenger RNA from Dalotia coriaria, 1469 nucleotides. RefSeq lists its product as uncharacterized. Gene Ontology annotation, biological process: L-threonine catabolic process; glycine biosynthetic process. Gene Ontology annotation, molecular function: L-allo-threonine aldolase activity. Gene Ontology annotation, cellular component: cytosol. Bases 132 to 1289 code for a protein of 385 amino acids. The transcript has 6 exons. The record is from RefSeq and is a predicted model, not a curated record. Lineage: Eukaryota; Metazoa; Arthropoda; Insecta; Coleoptera; Staphylinidae.
GUCUCGCCGCUAAUCUAGUUCGCAAACGCGAAGUUUUAAAAAACUACAAUAGUUUGCAAGUCUGCGAUUAGAAAACUACGCGAAAAUCACAAGAAAAACUUUUCAAAUUUCAAGCCAAACCGUUCAAAAACAUGCCGUACGAGUUCAUCACCGGUUACACCAACGGUUUCGACGAUGUGCACUUCGUGGACCUGCGAAGUGACACCAUCUCCAAGCCAACACAAGCAAUGCGCGAUUCCAUGUACACCGCACAGGUGGGCGACUCCGUCUACGGUGAAGAUCCCAGCGUCAACGAGUUGGAGCGCCGCUCCGCCGAGCUGGUUGGCAAAGAGGACGCCGUCUUCGUACCAUCGGGUACCAUGGCCAACCUGCUUGCCAUUAUGGUGCACUGCCAGAAGCGUGGCAGUGAAAUAAUUUGCGGAAAUCGCGGCCACACAUUCCGAUUUGAGCAAGGAGGCCCGUCAUUCAUCGCAGGAGUCUCACAAAACUGCCUGACAAACCUGGAUGAUGGCACCUUCGAUCUAAAAGAGAUGCAGGAGCGUAUUCGGUCGAUCGGCGACAUCCAUGAGCCGAUUACGUCGCUCAUCAUCAUCGAAAACACGCACAACAUGUGCGGCGGGCGGGUACUGCCCUUGGAAUGGAUCGACGAACUGGCGACGAUCGCCAAGCGUCACAACCUGCCUGUGCACAUGGACGGCGCACGAUUGAUGAACGCCGCCGUCGCCAGCAAGACGCCACCGGCACGUAUCUGCCGUGAUGUUGAUUCUGUGUGCUUUUGUUUGAGCAAGGGUCUUGCCGCCCCCGUGGGGUCAGUCCUCGCUGGCAGUCAACAAUUCUGCACGCUCGCGCGGCGUUAUCGCAAAGCACUUGGGGGUGGAAUGCGUCAGUGUGGCUUCCUGGCAGCUGCUGGGAUUGUUGCAAUUCAGAAUUUGGAACGUCUUCAGCUUGACCACGAUAAAACUAUGCGCAUUGCCAAAGCUAUUAAUAAUAUGAAUUCGGACUUGGUGCGAGUCGACCUCAAGUCAGUACAGACCAAUAUUCUGAUGGUGCACGUCGAUGAAAGACGCGUCAACGCGCAAGAGUUCCUCCAGCGUCUCGCGGACGUCAAGGAAACAGACACGUAUCGCGUGAGCAUCAAAGCAGCAAGUCGUGACGCGGGCUGCUGCCGUUUCGUCAUGUACUGGGAGAUCACCGACGAAGACGUUGAAAUGGUCAUUCGUAAACUAGAGCUGACUAUUCUUGAGUUCCACGCGCGCAGCAAGCUCGUCCAGAUCAUCGACCAGCAGUGAUUGUCUACAAUCACGUCGGUUUCUAAAGUAUUACAAGUUAUUUUUUAAUGUUAUGUACUAUUUACAAUUAACGCGAAUUUAUUAUAUAUUUUGUUGAUUCCUUUGAGAAUAAUGAUGUUGCGGACGAUGUGCUUUGAGAUGCUAUUGUAUUAUAACUUUAAAUAUAAAACAAAACAAAAA